AUGACGGUGGAGGUGCGGAUGGCGUCGUGGAUGGUCGUGGUGGUGGUGGUGAGUGACGACCCAGUCUUCCUGGCUGCAUUUGCCCAACAAGCCCGUGAGGGUCGCCUGCUGGUGUGGGCCACGAGGCUCAUUGUGGUGAGCCGCCGCGUCCCGCACAGCCUUUACCCGCUCCACCAGACUCUAGCCCUCACCAGCUCCCUCCUGCUGGUGGUGGAUGUCGCGGCGGGAAAUGCCAGGUCAUGUGACUGUCUACUCCUCUGUAUGCUUUUGAAAAAAGGUCACGGCCAAACAGAUCGCCGCUGUUCCAGGGCUACUGGGUGGAUGGUGCUGCCGUACCAGCGGCCUGGCGUCGCCCCGCUGCGGGUUGCCUCCUGGACGCCGAGGGGCAAUCUUUCAUUGCAUCGGCCGCUCUUCUGGGAUAAAUUCAGCAAAUUCUCUGGAGAGACAAAUUUGGUGGUGGCGAUGGAACGGAACCUUAAACAUACAGUAGUGGAGAAACCUGACUCGACAGCUCCUGGAGGAGUAAGGGUGCUGUUCAAGGGAUUCAUGGUCACCGUUGUGAACUAUUUGGCGCAAGGACUAAACUUCUCACGGGUCGUGGGAGCAAAGAUACGGAAUGGUUCCUUCACUGGCAUGCUGGGCCAAGUCAACAAAGAGCAGAGGGGAACAAAUAGUUCUUCUAUUGAAGGAGUAUAUUUACAGGAAGUGCACUUUGGCCUGGGACCUUUCGGUAUUAAUGCCGCUCGCUACGAGGCCGUCGAUUUCACUUGGCCACUUUCCUUCGUAGACGUCAAAGUCUUCGCUGGUCGCGGGAGUGCCGAGGUGGACCCGUGGGGCUUUCUGCUUCCCCUCGCCCCGUGGGUGUGGACGAUUCUGUUAUCAACACUCCUUCUUCUCUCUGUCACCUCAUCUUUUCUCUCCAGAAAGUUUUCACAGGAAGACUUGGAUAGCAAUGAAGUCUUAGCUUCAAAUAUGCUUUAUUUUGUCAGCAUCGUACUUCGUCAGUUCAGUACUCACAGCUGGUUGCUAACUCAUUUGUCACUCCUGACGCUGGCAGCCGUGUGGGUGAGUAAGGGCGAGUGGUGGUGGCAGCGCGUGGUGCUGGGCAUGUGGAUGCUGAUGACCAUGGUGCUGAUGCGGAGCUACGAAGGCAACCUCAUGUCGUUGCUGGCCGUGAGACACCUGCCCCAGCCCUACCAGACCCUCAGGGACGUGGUUGACGAUCCCUCGGUAGUCAUGGUCUGGCACAAGCAGGGAUCACCCAUUCAGUCAGUGAUGGUAUGUAAACACACACAGAGCUACUUUAAUGCCGGAGAACGAUCGGUGAGCGGAAAACUUAUCACUAUAUUGUGACGCAGACUGCAGAUUUAACUUGAAUGUAUGUGCAAGAAUGAUUUGCCAUUGACAGGACGCUACGUCUGGGAUCUUCCACGAGGUGAAGUCGAGUGAGGAGCAAGGGCGCCUUAUGGUGCUGCCAGUAAUCAAAUAUCGUUCCAUCCUGGACGAAGUUAUAAAUCAGAAGAUUGUGAUCAUAGAUUAUGAAAAGAUAACGAGAGCUACCAGAGGCGAACAUUUUUCUCGUACAGGGUUGUGUGACUUCUACAUGGGACGAGAGAAUAUCCAGGCCCAUUCCGUUGCCAUGAUCAGCCAGAAAGACAGCCCUCUUAUUCCAUCUCUCAAUACACGGAUAAUAUCCAUGACUGAGGCUGGACUUUAUAACUACUGGAACAAUAAAGGGAUCCCGAACUACAGUGCCUGUGAACAAGUGCCGACCAAAAUUACCAUCAGUUCGUCGCUGUCCUUCAG
This is a messenger RNA of Portunus trituberculatus (swimming crab), 1806 nucleotides long. RefSeq names its product glutamate receptor-like. The transcript has 9 exons. The record is from RefSeq and is a predicted model, not a curated record. Bases 1 to 1353 code for a protein of 450 amino acids. Lineage: Eukaryota; Metazoa; Arthropoda; Malacostraca; Decapoda; Portunidae. Gene Ontology annotation, cellular component: membrane. Gene Ontology annotation, molecular function: ligand-gated monoatomic ion channel activity.